Molecule: messenger RNA, 366 nt
Organism: Paramecium sonneborni
Lineage: Eukaryota; Ciliophora; Oligohymenophorea; Peniculida; Parameciidae
Source: the annotation of a GenBank genome assembly
AUGAAUAAAAAUUUGAAUAUUCCUUCUUCUAGUUCAAACAACCCUUAACAAAAGCUAACCAAAAUUUAAAAAAUAAUCUAAUAAGUUGAUUAAGAUGUAUUUAAGAUAUUUAUUUCAUAGAAAUAAGAAUAUUUUUUUGAACUAUUAAACCAGACCCUUAUGGAGAUUCUAUCGAAUGAGGUCGAAUAUAAUUUAUUUGANAGUAUAAAUAAAUUUCAAUAACUAAAGGAGUUUGUUAGAUAAAUUAUAUUUUGUUAGCUUUACUAAGAAAAUAUGAGCAUAAUCUCAAGAGAUUUAAAGGUCAUCAUGAAUUUGGACAAUCUAAUUUCUCGAAAUUAUUUCUCUCUCUCUCAAUUUCCGAAUUGA